CCCGAGGGCAAGUACCCGCUGCACUACCUCGUGUGGCACAACCGCCACCGCGAGCUGGAGAAAGAGGUCCGCGCCGGCCAGCCGCCGCUUUUGUGCUGUUGACCCGGAGAGGGUGAUGGGAGCGGCCCCCGCCCGCUUCCCUCCGGCCCGGACUGGCGGCCCACACGUGCUCCGGACCCUCCCAGAUUGGGGCUGCCACAGAAACCAGGGACCAGGUUCACCCCAUCCCCACCCACUCAUCCCCUCACCCUGGUGGACAUCGAGCAGCUGGAUCCCCGUGGGCGGACUCCCCUGCACUUGGCCACCACCCUGGGGCACCUUGAGUGUGCCCGCGUGCUCCUGGCACACGGCGCGGAUGUGGGCAGGGAGAAUCGCAGCGGCUGGACAGGUGGGCACCUCUACUCACCCCUACCCCACAGCCUGGGUCUCCCGGCAUCAUAUCCUCACCUCUGAUUGGCUGAAGGGAGCCCUAGGCAGGGUCCUGCCCUGUGACAUUGCCUCUUGCCCACACCCCGCCCCCAGUGCUUCAGGAAGCUGUGAGUACCCGGGACCUGGAGCUGGUGCAGCUGGUGCUGCGGUACCGGGACUACCAGCGGGUGGUGAAGCGGUUGGCAGGCAUCCCUGUGCUCCUGGAGAAGCUGCGCAAGGCCCAGGACUUCUACGUGGAGAUGAAAUGGGAGUUCACUAGCUGGGUGCCCCUGGUGUCCAAGAUCUGCCCCAGUGACACCUACAAAGUGUGGAAGAGUGGGCAGAACCUUCGGGUAGACACCACACUUCUGGGCUUUGACCACAUGACGUGGCAGCGAGGGAACCGCAGCUUUGUCUUCAGGGGCCAAGACACGAGCGCCGUGGUCAUGGAGAUUGACCACGACCGCCGGGUGGUGUACACAGAGACCCUGGCUCUGGCCGGGCAGGACCGUGAGCUACUGCUGGCUGCUGCCCAGCCCACCGAGGAGCAGGUGCUGAGCCGGCUCACCGCACCCGUCGUCACCACGCAGCUCGACACCAAGAACAUCUCCUUUGAGAGGAACAAGACCGGCAUCCUGGGCUGGCGCAGCGAGAAGACCGAGAUGGUGAAUGGGUAUGAAGCCAAGGUAUAUGGGGCAUCCAAUGUGGAGCUCAUCACCCGGACACGGACAGAGCAUCUUUCAGAACAGCACAAGGGCAAGGUCAAAGGCUGUAAGACACCUCUGCAGUCCUUCCUGGGAAUUGCUGAGCAGCAUGGGGGCCCCCAAAAUGGGACCCUGAUCACUCAGACUCUGAGCCAAGCCAACCCCACUGCCAUCACCGCAGAAGAGUACUUCAAUCCCAACUUUGAGCUUGGCAACCGUGACAUGGGCCGACCCAUGGAACUGACCACCAAGACACAGAAGUUCAAGGCCAAGCUGUGGCUGUGUGAGGAGCAUCCCCUGUCCCUGUGUGAGCAGGUGGCCCCCAUCAUUGACCUCAUGGCCGUCAGCAAUGCACUUUUCGCCAAGCUCCGGGAUUUCAUUACCCUGCGCCUGCCUCCGGGAUUCCCUGUCAAGAUUGAAAUCCCGAUUUUCCACAUCCUCAACGCCCGCAUCACCUUCGGGAACCUCAAUGGCUGCGAUGAGCCGGUGCCGUUGGUGCGAGGCAGCCCCAGCAGCGAGACCCCUUCCCCAGGCAGUGACUCCUCCAGUGUCAGCAGCUCCAGUUCCACGAGUGAGACCCUGUCCCGCCCUGAGCCCGCCCUCACUUCCCCUCCCCACCGAGCACUUCCCCGGGAGUGGCCGGGAGGGGAGGUCUGGUCCACUCUGACCCACAGCCCGGCGCCCCCAGCCUCGUGCCGCGGCUGCGAGAUCUCCCCCGCGUUGUUCGAGGCCCCACGCGGCUACAGCGUGCUGGGCGGCCAGCGAGAGGCCGCCACCCGCGACGACGAUGACGACCUGCUGCAGUUCGCCAUCCAGCAGAGCCUGCUUGAGGCGGGCAGUGAGUAUGACCAGGUGCGUCCCCGCGGCCGCACGGGGCCACUGGACUGCGGUGCCGCCACAGCUAACUGGCUCACCCCCGCCUCCACCCAGGUCACCAUCUGGGAGGCACUAACCAACAGCAAACCGGGCACUCACCCCAUGUCCUACGAGGGUCGCCGACAGGACAGGUCAGUGCCCGCCCGUCCUGAGAGGGUUUGGAGACGCCUAUUCCCCCACCUCCCAUACACGUGCACAGAGAACACCAGGGCCCUGUCACGGUGCGUAUGGACACUGCCGCAUGAGCACCCCUCUUGGCCCAGAGGAACCGUGGUACCGUCAUCAGGGACCCUACUGGUUUCAAGAUGGCGUCUUCCACCACCACCCGUUCCUGACUCAGGGGUGGGUGAGCAGUACUCCAAACGCGGCCUUAGAGCCUUCACAGACCCUCGCCAGACAGAAUGUCAGGGCUGGGGUUCUAGAAGACUGGGAGGAUGGGCUGCGUAGGAGCUGGGAUCAGCUCCUACCGGGUGGGAGGGAGCCAGGGAGGUGACGCGGGACUCAUCGCCUCCACUGGAGGGUGUUGAGGCCUGCCUUGUCCCGGGGCCUCCACACCGUCUUCCGCCCUGCAUACGGGCAGAUGCGCCCGGAGCCCUCGACGUAUCUUACCUGCCUCCAGGAGCGCUCCGCCCACGCCGCAGCGCCAGUCCACAACCCCCGCGGGCCUGGCGUCGGUCCCCAGCCCUCGGCCCAGCCCGCGCCCAGGCCAAGGCGGCCACGUGUUCCGGAGCUACGAUGAGCAGCUGCGACUGGC
Physeter macrocephalus (sperm whale) is the source of this 2742-nucleotide messenger RNA. It is a transcript of the gene ANKRD13B, whose product is annotated as ankyrin repeat domain 13B. Gene Ontology annotation, molecular function: protein binding. Lineage: Eukaryota; Metazoa; Chordata; Mammalia; Artiodactyla; Physeteridae. Gene Ontology annotation, cellular component: cytoplasm. The transcript is spliced from 13 exons. The coding region runs from base 669 to 2435 and encodes 588 amino acids. The record is from RefSeq and is a predicted model, not a curated record.